UUGGAAAAUUUUUUAAUUCUGCGAUGAGCCGUAUCGGCGUUAUCCGAUCAGAUCGUUGAAUUGAAUCAUCGAGAGGAGAGACUCAGACUCGCCGGGGAAGAAGAAGAAGCUAUGCCGAUGUUCAAAGCUCCGUUCAACGGCUACUCUGUGAAAUUCAGUCCAUUCUACGAGUCGCGCCUCGCCGUAGCUACUGCUCAGAACUUCGGAAUCCUCGGAAACGGCCGUAUCCAUGUGCUCGAGCUCGCUCCUGGAGCUCCGGGAGUAACCGAAUCCGUCGCUUACGAUACAGCAGACGCCGUAUACGACGUGUGCUGGUCGGAAUCUCAUGACUCGGUACUCGUCGCCGCGAUUGGUGACGGCUCAGUGAAGAUUUACGACACGGCUCUUCCUCCACCGUCUAAUCCGAUCCGAUCGUUCCAAGAGCACGCGCGUGAGGUUCACUCUGUGGAUUACAAUCCGACGCGGCGUGACUCGUUUCUCACUUCUUCGUGGGACGAUACGGUGAAGCUUUGGGCUAUGGAUCGUCCCGCGAGUAUUAGAACAUUCAAGGAACAUGCUUAUUGCGUUUACCAAGCGACUUGGAACCCUAAACAUGGUGAUGUGUUUGCUUCUGCUUCUGGAGAUUGUACUUUGAGGAUUUGGGAUGUUAGAGAGCCUGGUUCAACUAUGAUCAUCCCUGCUCAUGAUUUUGAGUUGUUGUCCUGUGAUUGGAACAAGUAUGAUGAUUGUAUUUUAGCUACCUCUUCAGUGGAUAAGACGAUUAAGGUUUGGGAUGUUAGGAGUUAUAGAGUUCCUUUGGCUGUGCUUAAUGGCCAUGGAUAUGCAGUGAAGAAGGUGAAAUUCUCACCGCACAGGAGGAAUCUGAUAGCGUCUUGCUCAUAUGAUAUGACUGUUUGUCUUUGGGAUUACAUGGUGGAAGAUGCUUUGGUUGGUAGGUAUGAUCAUCAUACAGAGUUUGCUGUUGGCAUAGAUAUGAGUGUUCUUGUUGAAGGUUUGAUGGCGAGCACAGGUUGGGAUGAGCUUGUUUAUGUUUGGCAGCAAGGGAUGGAUCCUAGAGCUAGUUGAUGAUCAUAAUUCAUAAGUAAGUCUGUGAUUGCAAGAAAAAAAAGUUUUCCUCUUAAUUUGUUGUGGAAUUGGUUUGGUUUUGUUCAACGGAUGUAGUCGGAAUAAAGUUGGGAUCUUGCAGUAUAAUGCAAUGUAUUGGAACUUCACAUAUGAAAAAGCUUCUCUGUAGUGUAUACAUAUAGCUUGUUGUUACAGUAUGAGCUGAUCUAAUCACUUCUUUUGCGGGCGCUUUUACGAUAUGGUGGUGAUAUUGAUCAGAGCAAUGUACUUGUUAGCAUGUUACAAAACCAAUGUGUUAUUGCAAGUGAAGAAAUGUGUAGUUACUAUACAAAUCUUGAGUCUCUUCUACU
Messenger RNA from Camelina sativa (false flax), 1415 nucleotides. RefSeq names its product peroxisomal targeting signal type 2 receptor. Gene Ontology annotation, cellular component: cytosol; peroxisomal matrix. Gene Ontology annotation, molecular function: protein binding. The record is from RefSeq and is a predicted model, not a curated record. NCBI's taxonomy places the organism in Eukaryota, Viridiplantae, Streptophyta, Magnoliopsida, Brassicales, Brassicaceae. Gene Ontology annotation, biological process: protein import into peroxisome matrix.